AUGUCCGCCCUGUCAUCGAUUCGAUCUGCGCGUGGCUUCUCACUCCUGCGCCUCGGAGGACUACAAUUUCACCACGUCAACUCAUCCUCCUUAAUGCGACUGUAUCCCGUCUCUCGCUCAUUGCAUAGCCUAUCCAGCACUGGCAAAGUCCGAAAUAGCUUAACAUCAUGCCAACUUCCAUUUUCUAUCCGGUCAUCGCUCCCCAAACCCACAGUGAGAACCUACGCCGAUCGAAACGGAUCUACCGGAAAAGCCGAAGCCGAUCUCCUGGUCGAGGAAUUACAAGAGCUGUACGAAGUUGCUAAAGACGAGUUCGAAAUUGCCACUGAGAGCACCGACUCAUCAACCAUCUAUGCUGCUUCGGACCGUGAGUCUGCCCGCGAUGCUCUAAACCAGCUGUCCGCUGUGUACAGCCUCUACACUGCUCGUCCUGGGGAAGUUGAGAAUGAGACCGACGAGUCAUUGUCUGAGGUAGAGGAACCGGAGGAGAGUGCUAUUGUUGAGACCCAAUACAAUCCGGCGGAGAUCUCACAGGGUGUCAAGGAUGAAGUGCGUAGGCGAGUUGGGCAUCGGAUUCGGGAGUUGAAGAAUGCGAUUGAGGCACUUGAGGAGAGGGCUAUGGAAGAUUAA
Molecule: messenger RNA, 630 nt
Organism: Penicillium digitatum Pd1
Lineage: Eukaryota; Fungi; Ascomycota; Eurotiomycetes; Eurotiales; Aspergillaceae
Source: RefSeq, a predicted model, not a curated record